Molecule: messenger RNA, 1826 nt
Organism: Nothoprocta perdicaria
Lineage: Eukaryota; Metazoa; Chordata; Aves; Tinamiformes; Tinamidae
Gene: TPGS1
Product: tubulin polyglutamylase complex subunit 1
Exons: 2
Coding region: 1-822 (273 amino acids)
Biological process (GO): protein polyglutamylation
Molecular function (GO): microtubule binding
Source: RefSeq, a predicted model, not a curated record
AUGGCGGCGUGCGAGAAGCGGCGCGCGGCGGCCCCSCCGGUGGCGGCGGCAGCCCGGGAGCUGGACAGCGAGGCGGAGUUCCUGCUGCAGGCGGGCGUGAGCGCCAUGGUGCGGGAGGCGCUGCUGAAGGUGCUGGAGGCGCGGCCCGAGGAGCCCGUCGCCUUCCUGGCCGACUACUUCGAGAAGCUGGAGCUGAGCGGCGCGGGGGGCGAGGCCGGCGCGGAGCCGCCGGGGCUGCCGCAGCGCUUGGCCCGCGCCCUGUGGUACGUGCGYCUGGCUCAUCACUCCCACAGGCCGGCGUUCAGCAGCAACGUGGCCUUGGCCUACGAGUGCCUGAGCGGCGGCGGGCGGCGGCGGCGGGCGGGCCUGGACGGGCGCCUCUUCAGCGAGCUGCUGCGGCGCGUGUGCCGCCCGGGCCCGGCGCCCGCCGAGGCGGUGUCGGCGCUGCUGCGCAAGGUGCAGUGCCGCGAGCACGAGGCCGUGCCGCUCGACGUGUUCCGCUACGGCGUGCUGAGCUGCGCCGUGCUGCGCGAGUUCGCCGCCAAGGCGGGCGCGCUCUACGACGCGCUGGGCGGCGGCGGCCCCGCCGACAAGCGGCUCUGCCAGGCCGUGCUGCGGGCGCUGGAGGAGGCGCUGGCCGACGGCGACCUCCCGCCGCCCGCACGCUACCUGGCGGCCGGCGCCAAGCUGGGGCCCGACGGGCUGGCGCUGGCCAUGGAGCGGGCGCUGCGCGAGCGCAAGCUGAGCGCCGCCAUGAGCAGGGAGGAGUUCCUGAGGAAGGCCGCGGCCCUCUUCGUCGCCAAGGUCAAGGCCGUGGAGUAGCGGCGCCGCGUGGGAGCAGCUCCCGCGGGGCUGCGGUCAGAGGGGGCUGCUCCGAGGAAGCUCCGGGUCCUGCCGCGGGGAUGCACGGCAGGUCUACCCUGCUCCUCACCACGGGAUCCUCCUGCGGAUUGCUGCAUCUCAUCCCCUCUUCUGAGCACUCUYAGUGCCCGAUUGCCCGUGACACUUGGUGUUUCUGCAGCCCGGGCKGCCUCUCGGAGCUGCAGCGCCUCCUCCUUCACGACUGGCACUGAUAAACUUUUCUUAUUUCUUAAUUGAGGCCUUGCAGGGAGGCCAUAAACUGUAGGGCAACGUUAAUCCUAAACGAACCGAGAUGGUUCGAGUGUGGGGCUGGUGCUCAGUUAUCUUCCGUUUUCAUUCCAGUGCUGUCAGUGUCAUAUUUGUGCAGCUUCAGCAGGGAACUUAAUCUCUGCUUUUCAUUUUGUUUUCCCCAAGCCUAUAAAAUGGGGGGGAUGAUGCUUAUCUACCUCGCUGCUGUGAGAACUCGCAGGUAAAUACUGGGCUGAUGYGCUGUGUGAUACUGUUUGUUAUGCAUUUAAAACACUUUGCUAGUGGCUGAAAAAUGCUUGGCUGGAAAGCGGAAUUCAGUGAAAGACCCRCGAGCCUAAAAGCCCGUUCUGCCCUGGCCAGUAGCUGAGCGGUGACGCUGGCCUUGCUGAUAAACUCUCCUUUUGUUCCAUUGUUCUGCACUUAACAAACUGCCUUUGGCUUCUGCGGUCUAGACUCCGAACGGUAAGGCUCAAACUUGACUAACGCUUUUCAUUUUUCAAGCAAAACUGCAUGGUCCUGCUGAUUUGAUCAUAAUCUGGGUCUUUAAACAACAGAUAGAGUGGAAACCAACUCUGUUCCUUUAGGGGUCGUGUUUUGCUUUUAAAUAGGGAAGUUUUUUUAACUAUACGUUAUUUAUUUGUAUUCGUCCAUGCUGAUUAUUUAUACCGUGUGAACUGUUGGUUUACUGUACUAUAUUAAAGCUUUUUUAUUGUUAU